Molecule: messenger RNA, 4011 nt
Organism: Scomber scombrus (Atlantic mackerel)
Lineage: Eukaryota; Metazoa; Chordata; Actinopteri; Scombriformes; Scombridae
Product: F-box only protein 30-like
Exons: 2
Coding region: 1138-3423 (761 amino acids)
Molecular function (GO): zinc ion binding; ubiquitin protein ligase activity; protein binding
Source: RefSeq, a predicted model, not a curated record
CAUAUUAACUGUAUAUAGAAUAUACUAUAGACUAAUUGUUGUAAUGUUUUUCAUUAGUAUACAUGAAAUCAACAUAUUUUCCAUUUUGUACCAAUAGGAAAUUAUGCAAUAAGUGCAUCAUCACAUCAGUCAAACUGUAACUUUUGAAUCAUCCUGCUAAUUUAACUCAAAUGUUUGUGUACUAAGAUCUCUCUGGACCUGUCUCACCUCUUAUUGCAAUUUCUUUUAUUGUUUUGCUCUUCAAGUUGAUUUCUUCCUUCCAUUCUGGGAUAUUGGGACAAUGAUGAACAAUCACUGUGGGCUCAGAAAUCUAGUGAUUGUUUUUUUAAAAUGUAUUUUAUACAUACUAAAUGUUUUCAGUGUGGCUUCUUUGUCACUUUUUCUUCCUCCUCCCAGAAGGAAAAAACAAAAAGCUUUGACCUCUUUGAUAUCGUGCUGGGAAGCUUCCUAAUAAGGUACUUGUACAGUAUGAGGCAGCCUUUUAGAUGUGUCACGUGACCGUGGUUGACUUCCUCAUAAGGCUGAGUGGGGGCACUGUUUCACUGUUGUGCAGGUUACACAUAGCAAGAGAAACCGCUUCAGCACCUCUGACAAUUUAGGCUUGCUUAGUCAUUCACUUUGUUUACCACUAAUGACAAAACAUUAAAAAUCACUGUGAUGUAAUUAAUGUUAAAGUGUAUGCAACUCAGCAAGUAUGAUGUCAUUGCUCUUUCAUAGGAUCGUUUAAAAUUAUAAGAAUAUGAAGGUAAGUCUUAAUCUGUGCUCUUUUGUCAUGAAGGCAACACUAACCUAGAAAUUUCAACAGUCUAUCCCAUUUUACACCUCAAUAGGACAACUUGAGGUGCAAAAUCACAACAGAAGCUUCUUUAUGUUUAGGACAGAGCCACAGAUUUAUUGGACAUGAUUUACUGUUACUGUAUAUAUUUUUUUACUACUCAGUUUUCAAGUUUGAUUUAUGGUGUAAUUCUUGUCUCAGAAGGAAUGAAUACUACUUCUGGAGUUCAGUGAGGGCUUGUUUUGACUUUGUCUAACCUUUUAAUACAUUAACAUAAUUUGCUCUCCACUUAUUUGGCAGGGCAGAGGACUAUUUCACAGCCAGACUCACCCUGAGAAGAUUUCCACCCCCUCAGCUUGAAGAUGGAGGAUGAACAUGUUCACUGUAUGUCCUGUGUUAACCAGAGAUGCAUGGCCAGACCUCAACCAGGCAUUUCUUGUGAUAUGAUGACCUGUCCUCAGGUGUGUGGGGCUGUAUUUCACUCCUGCAAAGCUGAUGAGCACUACCUCCUGUGCCCACUGUUGAGAGUCCCCUGCCUUAACAGUGGCUAUGGCUGUCCUGUCACCAUGGUGCGCAACCAAAUGUAUGCACACCUUGAGGUGUGUCCUGCUGGGGUGGUGUGCUGCACUAUGGAGUGGAACAGAUGGCCUGUCAGCUGCCUGGACUAUACUUCCUAUGAGAGCCUGAGUCGUGGGGUGGAGGAGGUGGAGCAACUGGACAUGGCACUUGCCCUUCAGGACCAGCGCACAUUGCUCGAGUCCCUCAAGGUGAUUUCUAUGGCACCCACUGCAGAGAAAGAGCCACUUGUCCCUGUAAGUAAGAGUAAAAUGGCAACAGACUCAGCUUUGCUUGCAUCUGUCCCUGAGGCCCCCUCCAUUGAGUUACCUUCGCAGUCAUCAUCCCCAUGUCCACCACCAUUAACUCAACCAGGCUCAGCAAAGGAGAGAAUUGUCAGUGGAAUUAAUGGGCUGAACGAGGAGCAUUUCACUAAACUCUAUGAGGCUACACUCGUGACUGCUAGAAGCUUAGCUGCUGCUUUGGACAUUGUUAGCAGUGCCAGCUCCUCUGACAGCAACAUACAGCAGGUAAACAGAGAGGCUGCUGAGCAUGAGAGUAGAUUGAUGAGCAAGAGCAACGCAGGCCUUCAGAAUGGACUGGAAGACAAAACACCUGUAGCUGCUGAUGGUUUUAAUAAAAGAGAGACAGAUGAGCAGAGUGUUUGCUCCAGUUGCUUGAGUGGAAAUGGGGCUCAGAAAGGAACAGAUGAAAAAACUCCAAACACAACAAACGGUCCACUGUCAGCAGCCACAGAGGCCUGUGUGGAGACAGCCUGUCCUGUUGAUGUGCAAGAUGAUGUUAAUGCUGGUGCUUCUGAGGAGCCAGGGACCCCUCCAGUGUCAUCUCCAGUGCACGUCAGCCAGGGUGUGGCACAGAGAGCUAGUCAUGUGGUGCUAGACGACAGGGGGCUAGUGCUCCUAGAAAACCAUGGGCCUCAGCGGAAGUUCCACAACUACCAGUUUUUUAGGGGUCAGGGUCAGUGUUCAUUACCUAAUGGACGAAUAGGAUUCAUCCCAGACAGGUCACUCUUUCGCUUGCGACCCAAAAUGGAGGACAAGGCGGUGGAUACCUCAGACCUGGAGCAGGUUGAUGACCCCAUGGGUCUGGGAGAGAUUGAUCUGAUCACAGCAGCCCUGCUGUUCUGUCUAGAGGAGUCCAGAGAGUGUAGAAGGAUCUCUGAUACAAUCUAUGUUGAUGGCUACCGUGUUGACUUUGGCACACAGACUUUCACUUUCCCUGCAGCCAUCUUGGUAACCAACACAAGAGUGGGUGACAUGGCCUCUGCAUCUGCCUGUGACCAUGCUGCCCCCCAGCUCACCUACCCCAGCCCUUUCCGCACUCUUCGCCUUGGCCUUGUCUUGGAAGCUCUGGAGGUUGAGGCAGUCCCACAUAACCGCUACCUCCCUCCGAACCCCCGCUACCAGCACAUGUUUCCCUUUGUCUGUGGCCAGUCGUUCCGCAGGGAUCAGUUUUCUUCUCAUUUCACCAAUGUCCAUGGUGACAUUCAUGCUGGUCUCAAUGGUUGGAUGGAGCACCGCUGCCCCCUGGCAUAUUACGGCUGUACUUUUUCCCAGAGGAGGUUUUAUCCCUCCUCCAAGGGGGCCAAGGUGGUUCAUGACAGGCACCUCAGGUCUUUUGGGGUUCAGCCUUGCCCAAGGGCAAGUCUUCCAAGUAACACCCAAUCUGACCAAUUUAGUGGGCUGCCCAUUGAGAUACUGUGGCACAUAGCUGGGUUCCUAGACAGUUUUAGCCUGUGUCAGCUGUCAUUGGUGUCACGGACUAUGAGGGAGGUGUGUGCCAGUCUCCUCCAGACCCGAGGCAUAGUGGAGCUGCAGUGGGAGCGAAGGCAAUGCCAUGGUGCUCAUGGCACUGUGUCAUGGCAGAUCAAAAACAGAGUGUGGAGAUUCAGCACUGCCUUCAGCCCAGUGUUGUCAUGGGGUUUCACUGAUCUCCCCAGCAUGUCGGACCAUCUUAAAAGGUGCCACUACAACACAGUGGAGCACAAGACGGAGCCUGUUCCCCUUCCUGCCAUGUGUACUGCACGAGACGGAUACUCACUGCGUCGCGUCUUGCGUCACGUUAACGCCUGACCAAACAAGACUGAUCUCCCGUAGCUGCUCAAGUGUCACUCUGGUAUUAUGUGGAUGUUGCAAUUAUUUAAAAAACAGUUAACUCUUCCUGUAUUACACUAGAUUGUGAAGAAGCCUUAAUGACAUAACACACUACUUGCUACAGUGAAGGAAUAUAUUGAGCAUUUAGCUUUGCAUGGGUUUAUGCUGCAAAUUCACUCGUAUUCUGAUAAGAUAAAGUAUAUUUUCUUGAAGACAAAUAUGCACAAUAGAUUUAUAUUAUUCUGUGUGAUAUACUGAAAAAAUGGAAAAAGAUUUAAAUGUUUUCACUAUCUUGCCUUUCCGUAGUAGCCAUGGGGAAAAAGCAAAUUGUCGGUUAUAUUGCAUCAUUUCUGUGUAACAGAGGUUAUGCUAGCACUUUACACAAGAUUUGCUAAUCCCCCCUAUGUCGCUUGGUGACCCUAAAUGAUCUAGUUUUUCUGAUCCCUGUAGAGGGUGUCUAUCCGAUGCAAACUAGACUCAUGUCCACACUGUUGUCUGGAUCUGUAGGAUGUCAGGACAUGAGUCAAAACAUGGAUAUUUAUAUGAGGAUUGCCCAAUAAUGCAUGU